Dalotia coriaria is the source of this 1006-nucleotide messenger RNA. Its product is annotated as nucleolar transcription factor 1-like. The annotation marks the transcript as partial. The transcript has 3 exons. NCBI's taxonomy places the organism in Eukaryota, Metazoa, Arthropoda, Insecta, Coleoptera, Staphylinidae. The record is from RefSeq and is a predicted model, not a curated record.
CUAUUUUAUUACAUAUUUUAUAUGAAAACCAAACUUCGUAGUGUAGUUACGUCAUAAUAACGGGUUGGUCAAUAUAAGCGGAGUCAUAAUAAACGGAUUCUACUGUACAUUACUUCAUAAUUAAUAUUCAUUGUUUAAAAAAAAUAAACGUGUUUGUUUGCAGGCGUAACCUCAAACAAAAUGGGCAAACGGAAAGCGAAAACCGUUGAAGCCGUUGAGCUGAUUCCGCCAGUAAUCACUGAAGAAAAUGGCGAUCCUGAGGCAGAGAUUGAUUUGUUGGAGAUUCCAAAAGCUGAUUUGCAAUUACUCUUACAUGGUAUCCAAAAAUUGUUACCAGAGACUGAAAGUAUCACUCCUAAGGCCAGAAUUAAAAAACUGGACUGGGAAAAGGUUGCAUUUGGUGACUACACAGCCGAAAGAUGCGCAAAGAUCUGGGACGCGAUCCAGAAACGACAAAGACAGUAUCGCUACAUGUCUGAACUCAUCGAAGACGCUUUGGUAUGGAUAGACACACCCUGGCGAAGCGCGAAAAAGAAAGCCACCAAACAACACCCCGAUUUUCCCAAGCGACCUAAACCUGCUUUUCUUCUAUUUCUUGAAGAUGCUAAAGCUGACAUUAUGCGCGAGACGAAAGGCGCGAAAAUGACAGAAAUCGCACGCAUUGGUGGUCAAAAGUACCAACAACAUUCCGAAGCGGCUAAACAAAGCUACUUGGACCGUGCUGCUGUAAGCAUGCGCGAAUACGAACGUAAAGUCGAAGAAUUCUACGAAAAACAUCCACAAUUGGAGUUGGACAUGGAGAAGAAGAAAAAGAAGACUGAAAAGGUGAAGAAGGAGAAAAGACAAUCUGUUUCAAAACGUGAUGAGACAAUGCAAGUUUUACCACAGCACUGGUCAACAAUGAGCAAAGACCAUAAAAAACUUUUCGUGUAUGCGCUGAACCGCCUUCGGGACCACUUCGAGACGAAGCUCAACGAGAGUGUACAAGUGGAAGAAAAUGUACCUG